UAUACACAAGUUAAAAAAAAUGAGUCUCUUCCCUCUCUCUAUUAUGAAAGGCUCUCAAUUUCAUCAUCAACCCAAACCCAUGAACGCAUCACUAUCGUCGGAUGAAAGAGGCAAACGGAUCCUCAUCGAUCCUGACCGGAUCAGCAAACUCCCAGACGAUGUGUUGGUCAGGAUCCUAGCGACUAUGAGCACAGAAGAUGUCGUCAAGACAAGUGCGUUGUCUAAACGUUGGAAGAGUGUAUGGAAGCAGGUGCCUUUCCUCCACUUCAAUAUGCUAAUUGAUAUGAACAAGAUGCAACCUCUGGCUCCGGAAUCUAUAACCCAGGUUAUAAACCGUCACAAUGGUCAUCUGGAGGGCUGCUCAAUCAUUCAUUACGCCCACCUGUUUAAAGACAAUGUGCUGGAAACUUGGAUCCGAUUACUUACUCUUGAGAAACAAACCAAAGCUAUCUCACUUUCAAACCAUCAUGGAAACGGUACGGGAACCAAUCCGCUUCAGUUGUCUCCAAACAUAUUCUCCCAUCCAAGGCUCAAAACACUGUUCUUAUAUCGAUACGAUUUAAAAACUGCAAAUGCCUUCAACAACUGCUACAAUCUCAAGGUUCUCAAAUUUGAGAAAAUCUUUGCUGAGGUUGAUGUGUUCAACAAAAUUAUUGCAUCGUGCCCUUCUCUCAAGGUUUUGGUGCUACACCAUGUCAUGUGGCUCAAAAAAAAGGCUUGCUUGAAGAUUCGCAACAACAACCUUAAGCACUUGCAUGUGUCUUGCAUUGAUGUUGAUUGCAUUGAGGUGUAUGCGCUUCUUCUAGAUAUCUUCUCGAUUUAUUGUAUUCGUUUUCCUAAGGGAUCUAACUUCGUCAUCAAGGCCCCAAGACUUUUGUUCAAUAAUGGCGCUAUAGACUUGGAGGGAUUCAACAUGCAGUACAACAUUUCACGUCAAGCUCAGGAGAGAGAAUACAUUGGGCAUGAGUUCGUGGUGAGUAGAGAUGCUAACUAUUUGCAGCGGCUUAGAUCUUUGGCGGUGUUCGUGGAUGUAAUGAAUUCGAAACAAGUUGAGCUGCUUCGGCAGAUAUUGGUAGCAUGGAAUGGAGUACUCCGUGAGCUCCAUGUUUUAUUUGAGGAUACCAAUGUUUCCAAGGAAGAAGGUGAAUCUUCCAUUUGUGGAAUACAAAAUAAAAAGUGGGAGGAGGGAAAAGUGUUUCCCAAUGCUGAUUUCCGUGUGAAAUCUGUGUGGAUGUAUAAUUUCAGCGCUUCGAAUAAAGCUCACUUUGCAUUAGCUUCACAUUUUAUAACGCAAGGGACUGUAAUGAAGGAGUUGAUGAUCAUGACAUCUUUGGUUCCUGCAAACGAGAAGUUAGCUAAAGAAGCGGCAGUCGCCAAACUAAGGAAGCUUCCAAAGGGUAACGAGAUGCUUCGAAUUAAAUGCUUCUGA
Camelina sativa (false flax) is the source of this 1429-nucleotide messenger RNA. Lineage: Eukaryota; Viridiplantae; Streptophyta; Magnoliopsida; Brassicales; Brassicaceae. The record is from RefSeq and is a predicted model, not a curated record.